AGGGACUCACAUUCCAUUUUCCACCACACACAUCUCAUUUCCAUCCCCAAACUCACACUUCCUAGAGAGAGGGGGGGAAAGAAAAGACUUUUAGAGAGAGAAAGAGAGAGAGGUCAAUCCCCCGGAAAUGGACGACGCUCACAUGCACGGCCCAUCCCCGCCAACAUCAAACGGCACGGCGGCAACCACCAUGCAGAAGCACCACUCGCUGAUGCACAUGACCUUCUUCUGGGGCACGGACUCCUUGAUCCUCUUCUCGGGCUGGCCUGGGACCCGCCCCGGCAUGUACGCGUUGGCCCUUGUCUUCGUCUUCGUCCUGUCCGUCCUCGUCGAGUGGCUCUCGCAUUGCAACCUGCUCAGGGAUGGGUCCAAGGACGUCGGAGCCGGGUUGGUCCAGACUCUGAUGCACACGAUUCGGGUCGGAUUGGCUAACCUGCUGAUGUUGGCUUUGAUGUCCUUCAAUGUGGGGGUGUUUAUUGUUGUCCUAGCGGGGCACAUGUUGGGGUUCUUGUUCUUCAGAAGUAGGGUUUUCAAGAAAUCGUCGCACUCCGGGAAGACCACCGAUCUUCCGCCGAUGAGUUGUUGAUGAUUGGAAUAUGCAUUUGGAUGUUUUUAUUUUCUUUUAUUUGAUUAGUAUUAUAUUUUCUUUUUAUCAGUCUUAAGGUUUGUGGGUAAUUUGUGUUUUGAGUGUUGGAAUGCGUAAUUUGAUGAAUAAAAAAUAAAUAGAUUCAUGUUCAA
This is a messenger RNA of Cornus florida, 738 nucleotides long. RefSeq names its product copper transporter 1-like. Gene Ontology annotation, biological process: intracellular copper ion homeostasis; copper ion transmembrane transport. Gene Ontology annotation, cellular component: plasma membrane. NCBI's taxonomy places the organism in Eukaryota, Viridiplantae, Streptophyta, Magnoliopsida, Cornales, Cornaceae. The transcript has a single exon. Bases 128 to 586 code for a protein of 152 amino acids. The record is from RefSeq and is a predicted model, not a curated record. Gene Ontology annotation, molecular function: copper ion transmembrane transporter activity.